Molecule: messenger RNA, 954 nt
Organism: Oppia nitens
Lineage: Eukaryota; Metazoa; Arthropoda; Arachnida; Sarcoptiformes; Oppiidae
Product: acid phosphatase type 7-like
Exons: 9
Coding region: 1-954 (317 amino acids)
Molecular function (GO): acid phosphatase activity; metal ion binding
Source: RefSeq, a predicted model, not a curated record
AUGUAUAGUUCGCGAUAUGAUACGCAUAUAAUUUAUAGUCAACCGCAACAAAUUCAUUUAUCAUUAGGACCGUCAAAAAGUGAUAUUAUUGUUACAUGGGUUACAUUUAAUCAAACAGAAAGUUCAUUAGUUAAGUUUGGAAAUUGUCAAUUAGAUAAAUGGGCUCUACCUGGAAGUGCUACACUAUUUACAGAUAGUGGACCUGAAAAGAGGCAAAUGUAUAUCCAUAGAGUGAUUAUCAAUGAUCUUAAACCGGGAGUUAAAUAUCGCUAUCGCUGUGGUAGUAGAGAGGGUUGGAGUGCAAUCUAUGCGUUUACAACAUUAAAAAAUGAUAGCAAUUGGAGUCCAAGGAUUGCUGUUUACGGCGAUUUGGGUAAUGUCUUAGCAGAGAGUUUAGGUCCACUUCAAGAGGAAGCCCAACAGGGAAUGUAUGACAUGAUCAUGCAUUUGGGCGACUUUGCUUACGAUCUUAUAGAUGAUAAUGCUAGAGUGGGCGAUGAGUUUUUUCGACAAAUUGAAACUAUGGCAGCUUAUGUACCUUAUCAGGCAUGUCCUGGAAAUCAUGAAUAUCAUUACAAUUUUUCCAAUUAUAAUAACCGGUUUUCAAUGAUGUCUGAAAGCAAUAAUAUGAUCAAUAAUAACUACUGGAGUUAUAAUAUAGGUCCGGCACAUAUUAUAGCUCUAUCAACUGAAUUUUAUUAUUAUAUAAAAUACAACCUUGGUGAUGGGGUAUCAGAAAUGAAAGCUCAAUAUGAAUGGCUUGAAAAUGAUUUAAUUGAAGCAAAUAAAGCUGAGAAUCGACAAAAAAGACCAUGGAUCAUUACAAUGGCACAUAGACCUCCAUAUUCCCUAUUUCCAGAUGAUAAUAUAAGAUUAGGCUAUAAAUCAAGUGAUGGGCUCCGACACUAUGGUUUAGAAGAACUGUUCUACAAGUAUGGCUCAAGCAUAUGUUAA